This is a messenger RNA of Acaulospora morrowiae, 795 nucleotides long. NCBI's taxonomy places the organism in Eukaryota, Fungi, Glomeromycota, Glomeromycetes, Diversisporales, Acaulosporaceae. The record is from the annotation of a GenBank genome assembly.
AUGCCGCCUAAAAAACAAAAGGUACAUCUACAAAAAGCACGUCAAAAGAUAGGAUAUGUUGCGCAACAAGAUUGUGAGACCACCGAUGAUAUAGAUAAUCAAUUGGAAGAAUCUGACGGAAUGGAUGAGUGUUGGGUUGAUGAAACUUUAGAACAGCAGAUGAAUGAUUGUUUUUCGAUUAUGCUUCAAGCCGUCCAACAGCCAAGCAUUUAUAUAAAUACUGAAUGCAAAGCAUUUUAUACCGGGACCGCAAAAUCAACCAUUAGAAAUAAAAACCGGCAAAUGAGAUUAGCGGCACAAGGAUCUGCAAAAAUCAAUUCAUAUUUUUAUCCUGUCAUCGAUUUGACAGAGUCAAAAAAUAAUUUAGAACACUACCAAAACUCGAACCUACCAGAUGAUUCGUCCAAUAAAAAAGAUAAUUCAGAACAUCACCAAAACUCGAAUCUAGUAGAUAAUUUGUCCGAUGAAGAAGAUUAUCAAUUUUUACUUGAAGAUCUAGAACAUGAUAUAAAACUCGGUAUUAGUGAUAUCAGAUUGCAAUAUGUUGCACAAUAUCUUCGGUUAGUUGCAUCAGGCAUGUUGAAAAUUGAAUCAAAUGAUCUUACUUUACAAAUUGGUCCAGAACUAGCGACAAAUCAAAAGUUACACAUUCUUGUAACUCAUGAUGAAUCAACAUUCUUUUCAAAUGAUGGCAGAAAAGAAUUUUGGGGACCAGAUGAUGAACAACCACUUCGUUCAAAAUCUACAGGCAGUAGUCUAAUGGUCAGUAACUAUUUGUGUGAUACACUGGGAUGA